Aspergillus calidoustus is the source of this 1683-nucleotide messenger RNA. NCBI's taxonomy places the organism in Eukaryota, Fungi, Ascomycota, Eurotiomycetes, Eurotiales, Aspergillaceae. The record is from the annotation of a GenBank genome assembly.
AUGGAGUCUACCCCCCGGCUAACCCUACGUUCCCUCCCCAAAACGCUCCCACCCGGCUUCCUCACAAAAUACACACCUCUUUCUAGGGAACAAGCCGGCCACCUCCGACACAUUCACAACCUCUCCACGCAACGCCCCGGAAUCUGGGGCGUAAUGGGCACACAGGACCCAGGCCAAGAAUGGGUCGACGCCUACCGGUACCAACUCGCGACAAUGGCCUACGCCGCCGGUGCAGCGCACUACCACCGACUUCCCGCCGUGCGAUCCCUCUUCAAAAGGCUCUUGUUGGAUCUUAUAUCGAAAAUGCUCAAGCGCGAUGUGUGGGGGUACUGGUUUCUAACCUCGCACUCGGGUAUCGCCGUUGAUCCUGAUCUAAAGGAGUUGCGCAAACCCUGGGCGGAUCCGAUCGUGAGGGAGAAUAUUAUGUACUCGGGUCAUUUGUUGCUGAUGGUUUCGCUGUAUACGAUGCUCUUUAACGAUGAGAGGUAUGAUGCGCAGGAGGCGCUGCAGUUUGUUUGGGAUCCGGUGUUUUGGGGGAUGGGGAAGGAGGUUUUUUCAUACAGCAGGCGGUCGCUGCAGGAGGUUGUUUUGUCCGAGAUGGAGAGGCAGGGGUGGCUGGGGGCUUGCUGUGAGCCGAAUACCAUCUUUGUGGUUUGUAAUCAGUUUCCGAUCAUUGCCUUUCGGUACAAUGAUAUCCACGACAAGACGAACAAUGCGGAGAAGGUCAUCCUCAAGUAUAACGAGGCCUGGGGCGGAAAGGGGUCAUACCAUCGUGAUGGCAUGAUGGUCGACUGGUACACAGUCAGGCAAGAUAGCAUCAAAGCAUCUGGAGGAAUCGGGAGUACUGCCUGGACCGCCACAUACAUGAACGCCUGGAACCCCGAAGUCGCACAUCAAACCUUUCGCACCCAAACAACAGGCUUCCUAACCCGCGUUGAGAAAGACCGCGUAAACCUCAACCCGGCGCCCAUAGCACACACAAUCCGCAAACUCGUCAAGGACGAAAAUGCAGACCCUCAUGAUCCUGCAACAAUUGCCACAGCCACCGCGGCCGUUCGUCAGAAGUUUCCUGCGGGGCAGCCGAAAGCGCCAUACCCCGGCCCGACGUUCGGAUACGUGACCAUGUGGACCUCAGAAGUCGGUGACAGCGAUACGCUUAACGGACUCUUGAACCACGCAGAUCGGUACCUAGGUCCAACAUGGAAGGAUGGAGGACUAUACUAUGCCGCAAACGAUGAGAACGAUGUCGAUGCCGAAGGCAACUGGAAGAUGAUGGAUCCGUUCACGGGAAAUGCAGCUAUAGCGUAUGCGAGGUUGAAUGUGCCCGAUGGACAGAGGAAGAUGUGGGUUGAGCCGUGGACGCCUGAGAUAGUUGACAACGCGCCAUUUGUGGCGGAUUUGGAGUUAGGGAGCGGAGUUGAUGUCCUCAGGGGGGUUUGGGAUGAGACAAGGGGAGCUAUGGUUUUGACGGUCAGGACGUGGGAUGGGGCUGCGAAGCAGGUACGACCAACCUUCCAUAAUCUCCGGGCUGGAGAUUACGGCGUCUAUCACGACGGUAGUCUCGUCAAUGCAAGGACAGUAAAGCGCGCCGGAGACACCAUUCAACUAAGCUUGGAAGUUACUGGACAUGAGUUGACUGUGGUCGUGCUAGCGAAUAAGUAUGCCUCAUCCUCAAGACUGUGA